AUGACAGAGAAACGAAGGAGACGUACGGGCUGCCUUACUUGUCGUGCACGGCACGUCAAGUGUGACGAGAGGAAACCCGAAUGCGAGCGUUGUGAAGCUGGCAAUAUCGAAUGCGCGGGUUAUCUUCCAAAGAAGCAAGUUCAAGUACGCGAGCCGCAGCGUCGCAGUCAUCGUCGUGGGGCUUCUUCAGCUCUGAACAGCGCACAAUCUCUUUCUCCGGAUUCUCCAUCUUCUCCAUCGUCAGUUGGAGAUGCAUUGAACUAUUCUCAGCAACUUUUCCGCAACGAUGGUCUCCCACUCAUUGGAUUGCCCAGCAAUCCACGUCCCUCUCAGCGGCCACUCGCUGGGGCACGAGAGGUAUUGGCCUAUCACCAGUUUCUAUUCCGCACAUUGCCAAUUUUAUUCCCAGCAGAGCACUUGUGGUUCUGGAGAGAUCGUCUGUGUGAGGAAGCAUGGGGCAUCGAGUAUCUCUACAUGAUGUUUUCUUCCCUAGGAAGCAUGCAUCGCGCCGUGUUAAUGAUGUCGAUGCCUGGAGAGAACGAUCAAGAUCGUGGGCUUGACACGAAAGUAAUUGCCAUUCAAGCGUACACCUUUGCUCUCCAAGAAUUAAGUCGCAAUUUUGAGGAGGCAAAGAAGACACAAGAUAUUCGCAUUGCGACGCUGAUACUGAUGGCCUAUUUUGAGUGUUUCGCAGGUAAUAUAACAGCAGCAUGCGGCCAUAUACAUUCAGCGAACCACUACUUCGAGAUGUAUAAAGGCAGUGUGUCGCAUUCACAAACUAUUGGCGUCCCUGCUUUAGACUGCCUCGAUACAGCUCUUCAGGGGCUCAGUUGGGCACGAUUCAUGGCACUCCCACUUCAAAACAUAAUUCACUCAACACGACGAGCACUGACGUGCGAUGAAGCCUGUGCAACGCCGUCGUCUCUAAGACAGAGUCUCCUCAAUCUCUUGGCUGGGUCGGGAUUGGAGGAUCUCAUUUGGAAUUUGGUUCCACGAUAUUCUAAGUCAAUGGCACUAACGAAGCUUCACUGGCUGAAACAAAAGCUACGAGCGUGGAGAAACUCCAACAAGUCAAUUCUGCUGCCUUUAGCAUCAGACACAGCCGAACCAGGCGAAAAAAAUCCUGAAAUGCAGGCAUUUACGCUCCCACCUCUCCUCCAUAAGACGACAACACCAUACGACGCAUCUGCGAUUCUAUGCAGCUUUCUUUUUGGUCGCACUUUUUGGUUGCUAUCAAUAUUAGAAGGUGGGCAGAAUACAGAGGCGUACAAGCAUCUAGCAUAUCUGCAUCUCUACGAAACUAUGCAGUUUGCAGCAACAGAAGGGUCGUUCAAAACAACAUUGCCAAGUAGCAACGGCUCUCAAAGUCCAGCUUCUUUACUAUGUGAAGAUGUCGAAAACGGCACCUUGCCGAUGCUUUACGUAGUCGGGCAAUGCAGUCCUCAACCAUCGUGGCUCCUUUGGAUCGCACAACUAAUGAAACACAUCGGACGGCAAGGUCUAUAUAACGGCCUCGUCUAUGCCACCAGUCUCGAAACAUGGCAUUCCUUUGAGGUCAGCAACAGCCUUCUGAGGCAAGAUUCACUAGAGCAGUACCCAAGUCCUGCAUUACGGACCAUCUCAGUCCUCAUUCCCGACGCUGUUGGAAGCAACUUCAUUACAUAUUACGCUAAGCCAGCAGGAAUAGACGGGUUAUUGAUGAGCAAUGAUGGCCUAAUGUACUAUCUACUUGGUCACACUCAUAUAAUAUAUCGACCUGCGGAUGGCCAGAUCGAGCAGGAUACCCAUAUCUAUCAUCAACAAGGAUUAGGAAUGGAAUUAUUCACGCCUGAUUGGCUCCAGAGCCGGGCAAUCUGCCUCGAGUGGCGACAGCGGUCACUACAAGUAGAGUUUGAGCUGGACAGGAUACUACAAGACCACAUCAAUGGGGGACAACUUUUGGUACCUGUAAAAUAUGACUAA
Trichoderma harzianum CBS 226.95 is the source of this 1962-nucleotide messenger RNA. RefSeq lists its product as hypothetical. The transcript is spliced from 2 exons. Gene Ontology annotation, biological process: regulation of DNA-templated transcription. The record is from RefSeq and is a predicted model, not a curated record. Bases 1 to 1962 code for a protein of 653 amino acids. Gene Ontology annotation, molecular function: zinc ion binding; DNA-binding transcription factor activity, RNA polymerase II-specific. NCBI's taxonomy places the organism in Eukaryota, Fungi, Ascomycota, Sordariomycetes, Hypocreales, Hypocreaceae.